CAUGAAGCUACAACUUUUCAUUGGUGUGAUUAUGAUAUUCAUACAAACAUAAGCGUCACUGGAUUGUAACGCCUGUUGAUAACAUUGUUUAUUAUCAGCAGAAACGACACCGAACGCCUCAAGAGGUGUGGUCACCUUGGUGAAGUAAGGAAAACGAAACUUGUUUCUUACAGGCUUUUAUGAGGGUGGCUGAAAGCUCACUCUCAGAAACUUACUCAGAAAGCGAUUGAAUUAGACAAAUCCUGGUAACAAAUGUAAACUGUCAGACAUGCUCAAAACCUAGGCUAAUUGUUUACAUUUACAUUACAGUUCUUUAUUGGGAACUCGUGCCAGAUGACAGACGUUCAUGACGCGGAAGUUCAUCAUGAUCAGAGAGGAGCUUACUGAGGUCCUGUGCCAGUACAGGUCAGACACCCUGAGCCACAUAGCCACUCUGAGGGACUUCUGUGACAGGCACUCAAAAUGGAGCCUUCACAGGGAGACAGAGCUGGAGAUGAUGAGAGACAUCAAGGAAAGGGCUGACAGAAUCAACCUGACUUUCAACCACGUCAGAGAGUCUCCGAACAAGUGGAAGGCGCUGGGAGAGUACAUGAAGAGUGGCCUGACGGAGGUGACAGCAGCCAGGCGAUGGGAGGAGCUGGAGAAGGAGCUGGCGGAGGUGUUGAAGGACACCCUGGCCGGGCUGGAGGAACUGGACCACUUCCUGGAUGCUGUGGAGAGGCUGGCGGUCACUUCUGUGUCUGUGUUCGAUGAGGAGUGUCCAUUUGGUGACCAGGAGGUGAGCCCUGCCGGUGUCCGUGAUGUCAUCACUGCCUCACAGGAAGCGUGUCCUCUGCUGGUCCGGUUCAGGAGGAACGCAGGGGACUUCUUUCUGCCCAGCCUCUUCAACGUGCCGGUGUUGGCUAUCCAGCUGGACUCGUACAUACGCAGGACCCAGCAGCUCUGUGACAAGCUGGAGAGCAAAUUGAUGACAGCAUCACAGACGGAGAGUGAACCAAGUCAAUGGAUGUUUUGGAGAAAGAAGAAGGAAAAUGUCGACCUUGGGGAUGUGAGUGAUGCAUCCGUGCUGAAUAUGCUCGUCCAUCUCAAAUACCUCAGUGAUGUCAGGACCAACCAGGACUUCAGACUGGUUUUCCUGUUCCAGGAGGAAGCUGAAAACUUCAUCAAACUCUUCAUCCAGAGCAAGCCCAGAAUGUUGCAGUUUCUGACUGACCUGGAGGGGAGCGCCGUCCAGCUAGACAACAUGAAGCGUGGGGCCCAGAUCUCCACGGUGGCAGGCAGCUCCGUGGGGGCGGUUGGAGGGGUCCUGUCCAUCGUGGGUCUGGCUCUGAUCCCUGUCACAGCAGGCGUGUCCCUGGCUCUCACCAUGGCUGGCGUGGGUCUGGGGGUCACCAGUGGGGUCAACAGCGUAGUCACCACAGUCACAGAGAGCGCCGUCAACGCCACUCAACAGAAAAAAGCCAACGAGUUGUUCCAGAGUUUUAUGGAGGACGUACAGAACAUCCAGGGGUGCCUGGAAGAUGUGGCCACAAAGAUGGCUCCCGUGGUGAGUGAGGUGGACGCAACCGCGGGAGCAGGGAAGAUCGUGGGGAAAGUUGGUGCCAUCGGGAAAGGAAUCGACUCCUUGAUCGAUUGUGCCUCGGGUAUGAAACUUCUGAGGAGUGAGGAUGCGAUUGCUGACCUGGGACAGGCCGCUAAAGGGACGCCCCUCGCCCUCUCCAAGGCAGCCCGGGGGGGGUUCAUCGCUCUCAACGCCCUGUUCAUUGGCCUGGACGUGUUCUUCAUCUGCAAGGACAGUGUCAACCUGGCCAAGGGCAGCAAGAGUGAGGUUUCCCAGCUCAUCCGGGCACGAGCACGGCUCUGGCGCUCUGAACUGGAGUCAUGGCAGAAGAUCCAUGACUCCCUGCAGAGAGGUCUGCUAACUUCCCACGACAGCGAGAACCUGCUGAAGAUGCCCUUUUACCCCGUGGAGGAGAUGACCAAAGGGAAGAAGACGUUCUGGCAGAAAUUCAGUCUCUUUUCCUCUUUUUCAUAGUCCUAGCAUUGGCCUGCCCAAUGGUGAGGAUUUCUCACUUUAAAUGGAUCAUUGACUGCACAGGAUUUGAUUGAUUUCUAUUUCAACACUAGAUUCAAAACUGUCGUUCAAUUGAAACCAAACCUUGCUCUUCCACAUUUAAAUGUAUAAUCUACUGUGUUCGUCUUAUUUGAUUUUAAUUCUUUGUUUAUUUGAACAAUUACUGUUAAUUGUCUGCAUUGUCUAUUACUUUAACUUGAACUUAUUUAAUUUUAUUUAACUAAACGUAAUAUCUUAUCAUACUGUGACUGUAAUAUCAAGGCGUUGCUCUGUUAAAUUGGUUGAUCUAUUCUUACAAUGCAUAAUUAAGUAUUUCAUGUAUACUAAUAUUGCCACACUCCUACAAUAAAGACAAAAAACCUUC
This is a messenger RNA of Osmerus eperlanus (European smelt), 2438 nucleotides long. RefSeq names its product apolipoprotein L (gene apol). Gene Ontology annotation, molecular function: lipid binding. Lineage: Eukaryota; Metazoa; Chordata; Actinopteri; Osmeriformes; Osmeridae. The coding region runs from base 347 to 2035 and encodes 562 amino acids. Gene Ontology annotation, cellular component: membrane; extracellular region. Gene Ontology annotation, biological process: lipoprotein metabolic process; lipid transport. The record is from RefSeq and is a predicted model, not a curated record. The transcript has 5 exons.